This is a messenger RNA of Aspergillus alliaceus, 2874 nucleotides long. RefSeq names its product putative serine/threonine protein kinase Kin1 (gene kin1). The coding region runs from base 1 to 2874 and encodes 957 amino acids. Gene Ontology annotation, biological process: intracellular signal transduction; protein phosphorylation; microtubule cytoskeleton organization. Gene Ontology annotation, cellular component: cytoplasm. NCBI's taxonomy places the organism in Eukaryota, Fungi, Ascomycota, Eurotiomycetes, Eurotiales, Aspergillaceae. Gene Ontology annotation, molecular function: ATP binding; protein serine/threonine kinase activity; tau-protein kinase activity. The record is from RefSeq and is a predicted model, not a curated record. The transcript has 4 exons.
AUGUCCACUACUGCCCCAUCGCCAGCGUUGCCAUCGGUUGUCCGCAGCCAUUCCACAACUUCCCGACCUCCUUCCCAUCACCCUGUUGUCUCAUCCGAUAAUCCUCACCGAACCCGAAGUGUCGCUGUGAGGCCCGCGACAGCACAUCAAUCGUCUCCACAAUAUCACUCCCAUCAUUCGCAUUCUCAUUCCAGAUCACAAUCUUACGAUCGCCGACCCCCUUCGAAUCAAGCAGUAUUUGAUAGCAUAGCUCGUCGGGACUUCGAGCAACCGUUACCCGCCCGCCGGAGUAAGUCAAGAGAGCGAUCCCAGGAGCGUCCGUCUACCGCUUAUCGUGCCGAACCUUCUUCAAAUAAACAUCACCGGAACUUGUCCGCACACGGUCAUCAGCGGGAUAGCAUCGACAUGACCACCGCAGGGCCCGUCAUGGCGGAGGGCGUACCUGGCCCGCAGCAGGUUGCUUCCGGGUCGCGCCUGCACCCUGGUACCAUACCGUCGAAGCGUCGCACAACAAUCACCACUCCAUCGGGUCAGUGGGCUUUAGGAAAAACUCUAGGAGCAGGAAGCAUGGGCAAAGUCAAAGUUGGGAAGAAUUUAGAAACUGGAGAGCAGGUGGCCGUUAAGAUCGUUCCCAGGCAGUCGACGGAGGAUCAUCGGAGCUCACGCGAUGCUGAAAGAGCAGAUCGUUCAAAGGAAAUCCGAACGGCUCGAGAGGCGGCCAUCGUGAGUCUUGUGAGCCACCCGUACAUUUGUGGUAUGAGAGACGUGGUGAGGACCAAUUACCACUGGUACAUGCUCUUCGAACUGGUCAACGGCGGACAAAUGCUCGAUUAUAUCAUUUCCCACGGGAAACUAAAAGAGAAGCAAGCCCGAAAGUUCGCUCGGCAGAUUGCCGGUGCGUUGGAUUACUGUCACCGGAACAGCAUUGUGCAUCGCGACUUGAAAAUCGAAAACAUCCUGAUUAGCAAAACCGGUGAUAUCAAAAUUAUCGAUUUCGGUUUGAGCAAUCUCUUCUCUCCCAGGAGUCUUCUUAAGACUUUCUGUGGUAGUUUGUACUUUGCCGCCCCGGAGCUACUGCAAGCAAGGCAAUAUACCGGCCCAGAGGUGGAUGUCUGGAGUUUUGGCAUCGUCCUCUACGUAUUGGUCUGCGGGAAGGUUCCGUUCGAUGAUCAAAGCAUGCCAAAAUUGCAUGCGAAAAUCAAGCAGGGAGUAUUCGAGUUCCCGCAGGGGCUCUCGGCAGUCACUGAAUUAUGCAUAUUCACAGAAUGCCGCAGCAUCAUUUCACGCAUGCUAGUUACUGAUCCCAAACAGCGCGCAAGCUUAGCGGAGAUUAUGAAUCAUCCAUGGAUGAACAAAGGAUACAAUGGCCCCCCUGAGAACUAUCUUCCACACCGUGAGCCAUUGCAGCACCCAUUGGACGCAGAAGUCAUCGAGAAGAUGACGGGCUUCGAUUUUGGCCCCCCGGAGUAUAUCACCGCGCAGCUCACGAAGAUAUUAGAAUCCGAAGAUUACCAGCAUGCCGUACGGACGAGUGUUCGUGAGCAACCAUUGCCGAACCAUGGAGAGAAGAAGCGUGGCAUGUUCGAUUUCUAUAAGCGGCGAAAUUCGACUAGUCGAGAUACCCUCUCUGCCCCUUCUGCAGAGGCUGUUCAACUGGGGAAUGACCCCUUGAACGCCUACAGCCCUCUGUUGUCUGUCUAUUACCUUGUUAAGGAGAAGCUCGAGAGAGAGCGAGCCGAGAAAAACCCCGGGGCUUUCGGUGUUCCGCAGUCGGCCGGAGACGCUAUGCUCCAGAUGCCCGACCUCCCAGCCCCGGAAGCGGCACACACCAAUCAGUAUCACGUACCGGGUGAGAAAGACAAUACUAGGCGGGCUCGUCCUCGAGCAAGGACUCACGGUGAUGAUGACCUCUCCGAGGGGGUUAAAAAUCUCCAUCUGGCUCCAGGACAGGGAUCUCCUGCUCCUACAGCGUCACAACCAGAAACUCCUGCGAAGAAAGAAAGCACUGCAGCAGGUAUUUUGAGGCGAUUCAGCACCCGUAGAGCAAAGGAUCGCAGUCGCGAUCCCGACCGUGGAAGGGUUUCAAAUCAGACUCCUCAGAAGGAGACGAGGACAGGUCGUACACAUGCCUCGAGAACAAUGUCACUUGGUCACGCUCGCCGUGAGAGUAUACAGGCCCGUAGGGCUAAGCGAGAUGCGGCUAGGGAGGCAAAUGUUCCUGAGGAGACUGAUGCGGACAUCUCUGGCGCAGGAACUGCGCUGGAAAGUGCAAACGAAGGAGAAGAUCUGUCAAAACCAGUAUUUCUAAAGGGUCUUUUCAGUGUUUCAACCACUAGUAGCAAACCACUCCCCGUCAUUCGAUCCGAUAUAAUGCGGGUUCUCAAACAGCUCUCGGUGGACUACGUUGAAAUCAAGGGAGGCUUCAGCUGCUGCCACACGCCGAGUAUUGAGAUAGAUAAAGUGGUUGAUGUCGGCCCCCCAAGCCCUGACCGGCAAGGUCAUGUGUCUAACCAUCGUCGGCGUAUUAGCUUCGGGGGCCUUCUGAGCCAUGACGAUGGCAGGGAGGAGACCCGACACACCCCCAGGUCCCAGCGUCGGACUCGCGCACCGGAUCAUAGCUUUGUCACCAAUUCGGAGGCGUCCGACGAAUAUCUCCCUGCACGCGACAACGUGGUAGUCGGGGAACGCGUCAUGGGCGAGACUACCACCCGAGUUCAGAGCGACACCGGAGAAAAUUUGGUUCUCCGGUUUGAAAUCCUCAUUGUCAAAGUGCCGCUGUUUUCUUUGCACGGUAUCCAGUUCAAAAAGGUAUCAGGCGGCAUGUGGCAAUACCGAGAGAUGGCAAAGAAAAUUUUGGACGCCCUGAAACUCUGA